Prorocentrum cordatum is the source of this 1045-nucleotide messenger RNA. The record is from the annotation of a GenBank genome assembly. Lineage: Eukaryota; Dinophyceae; Prorocentrales; Prorocentraceae.
AGCCAGGCGGCCCACAUGGCCCCGACGCGGUAGCCUAGCGCGUCGCGCUGCCCCCCCUCUUCCCGCGUCGGGGCGCUCACCGUGCCGCCAUGGGGGACGACUGGGACGAUGACGAAUGGGACGACGCCAAGGCGACAAAGGCGCCCCAGAAGGAGUCCUGGUCCGACGAGGAGCCGCGGCGUCGAAGCCAGCGCCGAAGGCAGCUGCCAAGGCGUUCGAACCCGCAGCGAGAGCCGCUGAGAAGAAGGAGGAGGACGCCAAGAAGCCCACGGCCGCGGAACCGGACGCGGUCGUCAUCACCAAGAACUCCUUCGAGGACCUGGAGUGCAACCGGCAGGCUGAUGUGGACAAGCUGUGCCAGCUGGUGGUGCGCCGGGGACAUCUCCACGCGCUCGCUGCUGUUCGAGUGCUCUGCCCGGGCUUGUUUCUGUCGCGAGGGAUCGUGAAGAAGCUCAAGACCGCAGACGCCAAGCACGCGAAAGCAAAGUUCCUGCACGACAUCAUCAGGGGCAUGCAGGGCAAGAUCACGCUUCCGGAGGCCGAGUCCCUCCAUAAGACGUGCAAGGACCUGUGGACGAAGCGGAAAAAAGUGGAGGACGCGAAAGAGAAGGCGAAGGCCGAGGAGGAAACCCAGGGCAAGAAGGCCGAGCUGGAGCAGCAGGAGGUGGCCGACGACGACUUCUUCGCCUCGUUCAUGUGAGUCUCCAAGGCGAGAUGGCCGCCCGCGGCGGCCGGCCCGCUCGGCUCCCUCGCCCCGCGCGCGCGGAGCCGCGGCCGCAGCGCCGCCGCCCGGCGGCCGCGUCGCGAGCGCCGCCGCUCGCGUGCUGCGCCGGCCCGUAAAUCGUCCGCGUCUCGCGCACCCGACGCCCCUGGCGCGCGCGCGGGGGUCCGCCGUGACGCGUUCGCUGCGACGGUGCUGCUGGAGGCUGGAGCCAAGAAAGAAGAGUUCACAGGAGGAACAGGAACGGGAAACGCUGCCCUUGCCUCGUUCUCGCCUUUCUGGGCUUCUGGGAGGCCUCGUUGUCACGGCUGGAUUCGCUUCGAA